AUGUUUCGUAAGAAGAAAAAGAAGAGGCCUGAGAUUUCAGCGCCCAAAAACUUUGAGCACCGUGUCCACACAUCAUUUGACGCCAAACGGGGCUGCUUUGUGGGCCUGCCGACACAAUGGCACAGCUUGAUAGAGAACCUGCGCAGGCCCAGGCCCAUGGUGGACCCAUCCAGGAUCACAGAAGUGGAACUGAGGCCAAAGAAGACCAUUGUGCGUGGAGCAUGAUCGGGUCACGGGGACUACAUUGCAGCCAUGAUCAACGACAUGAGCCGCCUGUCCGUGACCAGCUCCAACUCUCUGAGGAAGAGCAGCCCCUCGGCCAGGAAGAGGGCACAGUCUCUUGGACCUGGGGAGGUGAAUGAGGGAGACCCUUACCAGUAUGAGGGCCUGACCCAGGAUGAAGAUGAUGACGAGGAUGCAUGUGAAGACCCCUGGAGGGAAAGAGCAAGGAACAUCCACAGUGAGACCAACACUCCCUCUGGCAUGAAGAAGAGCAUCACCCUGCAGCAUGGGAUCUUACCAAAGGCCAAAUCCACCUAUGAAGUCAGCUUUGGCUCCAUGGAGGGACCCUCGCAUCCGGCUCAGUCCCAGAACAACCCAAUGCUGAGCCACGGGGCGUAUAUGAGCGGGGAGGUGGGCAGCCCUCAGGAGAGUGAUAUGGAAGAGAAGAAAUUUCAGCUUCAGGGGAUGCCACCAAGUCAGAGACCCAUUGCUUGUUUUUACAGCCCUGCUAUGACUGUUCAGCCACCUCAUGGAGACCAAGGGACAGUCACCACAGAGCUUAGGCCAAACCCUCCAAUGUACAUGCACCCACAGAACAGCCCCGGGAGGCCGUUCUCUUCCUAUGACCUGAAGGCAGAGUCGGCAGUGAGGUACCACUCUGGCUUCCUCCCCACUGGAAACAGCAGUCCUCUUGUGGGCGGCAUCAGACCCCAGCGGACUGUUCGCUCCUCUGCUAGCUACACGCUGGGCUUGUCUCCUAACAUGGGACUUAGGCCAAAUGGACCUGACCCCUUCCUCAGACACUCUGGGUGCCCAGCCCCUCCCUACCCUCGACAGGACAGCCCCUCCCAGCCUCGCCCCUCCCCUACAGGCUCUCUAGCCACCAGUCCUCCAGGAACUUGCUCUCCUGCUUUUAGACCCCCACAACAUCCUUCACCCAGACCACCACCAGACCCCCCUAAAGUGACACAUGAGCAGUUCAAAGCAGCCUUGCAGAUGGUUGUAGAUAAAGGGGAUCCUCGGUCUUACCUGGAGAACUUUGUGAAGAUCGGGGAGGGCUCAACGGGUGUGGUGUGUAUCGCUACAGAGAAGCACAGUGGACGGCAGGUGGCGGUAAAGAUGAUGGACUUAAGGCGGCAGCAAAGGAGAGAGUUGCUCUUUAACGAGGUGGUCAUCAUGAGAGACUAUCAGCACAGGAACGUUGUGGAGAUGUUUAAGUCGGCCCUGGUGGAGGAGGAGCUGUGGGUCAUCAUGGAGUACCUGCAAGGAGGAGCGCUAAACAUUGUAUCUGAAACCAGGCUGAGUGAAGAGCAGAUUGCCACAGUCUGUGAAGCUGUUUUGCAAGCCCUGGCCUAUCUCCAUUCACAGGGAGUCAUCCACAGAGACAUCAAGAGUGACUCCAUACUACUUACAUUAGACGGAAGAGUCAAGCUUUCAGAUUUUGGCUUCUGUGCUCAGAUCAGCAAGGACAUCCCAAAGAGGAAGUCCUUAGUGGGGACACCCUAUUGGAUGGCUCCUGAGGUCAUCUCUAAAUCACCAUAUGGCACUGAGGUGGAUGUUUGGUCAAUGGGUAUCAUGGUGGUGGAGAUGGUGGACGGAGAGCCCCCGUACUUCAGUGAAACUCCCGUAGCAGCUAUGAAGAGACUGAGGGAUGAGCCAGCUCCGACUGUUCGAAAUGUUACCCAGAUCUCGCCAGUUCUAAAAGACUUCCUGGACCGAAUGCUGACUCGGGAACCCUUAGACAGAGCCAGCGCCACUGAUCUGUUGGAGCACCCGUUCCUGCUGCAGAGCAGCUCACCUCAGUGCCUGGUCCCAUUGGUGGAGCAGUACCGCAAGCGCAUGUCCCGUUGCUGAUCCUGGGGGGGCUCUGGCUCACUAACACCCACCUUCAGUCUGACCUUCCCAGGCCUGGGAGGACAAGCAGCGCCCGGGUCCAGAUCCUCUUCCACCCAAGAAAAUGGGUGAUAAGCCACGGAGAAGAAGACCCAGACAGCAUGUUGCUGAUGGAGUGAUUGUGGAAGGGUUUCAAGUUUGGUUGACACGCAGCGCUGCAUGGUCUCGGCAUGAGAGAAGCACUUUAGGAGUGAGUUGAAGGCAGCAUGCAAUUCCUCACAUCUCAACUCGGUUGAACCGAAAAUCAAUAAGCUUCCUGUGACAUUCAGUAGGAUUCAACACAACACAAAACAAAAUGGUGCAUAUCAACUGAAAAUUAAUAUUCCACGUAAAUACACGCACUACCCCAAUGACCCUUUAUUGUGUUCAUGAUGGGCAUUAUGCUAGCUGUGUUAAGCCUCUGAGGCUGACGUUAGGAUCAAACCACGUAGCUCAUUGUGAUGCUGUAAAGGAAGGAUAAAGUUACCUCUGCACCACACACACACACACGCACACACACACACACACACACACACACACACACACACA
This is a messenger RNA of Notolabrus celidotus (New Zealand spotty), 2643 nucleotides long. Its product is annotated as serine/threonine-protein kinase PAK 6. The record is from RefSeq and is a predicted model, not a curated record. Gene Ontology annotation, molecular function: protein serine/threonine kinase activity; ATP binding. Gene Ontology annotation, cellular component: cytoplasm. NCBI's taxonomy places the organism in Eukaryota, Metazoa, Chordata, Actinopteri, Labriformes, Labridae. Gene Ontology annotation, biological process: regulation of MAPK cascade; protein phosphorylation; intracellular signal transduction.